This is a messenger RNA of Cucurbita maxima (winter squash), 1219 nucleotides long. Its product is annotated as NAC domain-containing protein 37-like. NCBI's taxonomy places the organism in Eukaryota, Viridiplantae, Streptophyta, Magnoliopsida, Cucurbitales, Cucurbitaceae. The transcript has 4 exons. Gene Ontology annotation, molecular function: DNA binding. The record is from RefSeq and is a predicted model, not a curated record. Gene Ontology annotation, biological process: regulation of DNA-templated transcription. The coding region runs from base 98 to 1138 and encodes 346 amino acids.
AAUUCCUCCUCCUCCUCCUCCUCCUCCUCCUCCCUCCGCCGCCGGCUGUACUAGUUUCCUCCCAGUAAUUCACAUGUAGAGAGAAACCUUGGCGGUGAUGAUGGAGUCUAUGGAGUCAUCGUGUGUUCCACCGGGGUUUCGGUUUCAUCCGACCGACGAAGAGCUUGUCGGAUAUUAUCUAAGGAAGAAGGUAGCUUCACAGAAGAUUGAUCUUGAUGUCAUCAAAGAUAUCGAUCUUUAUCGGAUCGAGCCAUGGGAUCUUCAAGAGAAAUGUUGGAUUGGGUAUGAAGAGCAAAAUGAAUGGUACUUCUUUAGUCAUAAGGACAAGAAAUAUCCGACCGGGACGAGGACGAAUAGGGCUACGUUGGCCGGGUUCUGGAAGGCGACCGGAAGAGACAAGGCUGUUUAUGAUAAGAAUAAGCUCAUGGGUAUGAGAAAAACCCUCGUCUUCUAUCGUGGGCGAGCCCCGAACGGCCAAAAGACUGAUUGGAUCAUGCACGAGUACAGAUUAGAAUCGGACGAGAAUAGCCCUCCCCAGGAAGAAGGGUGGGUGGUAUGUAGGGCAUUCAAGAAGCGAACAACGGGACAAUCAAAGACGACAGUCGAGCAGUGGGAUUCGAGCUAUUUCUACGAUGAACCGAUUGGAGUCAGCUCAGCAAUCGAUCCGCUUGAGUUCAUCUCAAGGAAGCCACCACCACAGGGAUUGUUAGAGCAUAAUAAUAUCAUGUGUAAGCAGGAGAUGGAAGCUGAGAAUGUGAAGCUUCUACAAUAUAAUGAUCCAUUUUUACAGCUUCCACAGCUUGAGAGCUCAUCUCUUCCAUUGGUGAAGAGAUCAAGCUCCAUUUCUUUGCUGUCAGAUUGCUAUGAAGAAGAAUAUCAACCAACCAAAAGAAGGAACAACAACAACAUGUCAAAGGUGACGGAUUGGAGGGCACUGGACAAGUUUGUGGCUUCCCAAUUGAGCCAAGAAGAGGCAUUUGAAGGAGAAGGAGAUUCAAGGUUUGGAGCACAAAAUAAUAGUGACAAUCAUAAUUCAGUAGACAUGGCGAUAUUAUUGAUGCAGAAUAGAGUAGAUGAUGAAGAGAACAUGUAUAAAGGGUUCUUAAGUUCAAACUUGGAGUCAAAUAUGUAUUAUUAGAUGAGGCUUAUUAUGGAUCUUGAGAUCAUAUCUCUAUCAUCUAUUUUUGUAUGAUAUGAAUGAGCGAACCACGUUAUCAGA